Sapajus apella (tufted capuchin) is the source of this 1587-nucleotide messenger RNA. RefSeq names its product LYR motif containing 1 (gene LYRM1). Bases 194 to 562 code for a protein of 122 amino acids. Gene Ontology annotation, cellular component: mitochondrion. The transcript has 4 exons. Lineage: Eukaryota; Metazoa; Chordata; Mammalia; Primates; Cebidae. The record is from RefSeq and is a predicted model, not a curated record.
GAGGCUCGAGACUACCCCAGACCUGGAACUGGUGCUCCCACAGAGGUGGGCCCUGUGGUUUGGUCCGGCCUGGCCUACUGGACCCGCCUGUGUUUGAUCGGCCGCGGCUCCGCUAGGCUCCUGGCGCCGCCUCCUCCUAGCCGGCCGCGGGCUCCGUGCUUCUGUGGGUGGGGGAAGGCAGGACUGACGCAGAAUGACAACGGCAACACGACAAGAAGUCCUUGGCCUCUACCGCAGCAUUUUCAGGCUUGCAAGGAAAUGGCAGGCGACAUCAGGGCAGAUGGAAGACACCAUCAGAGAAAAACAGUACAUACUAAAUGAAGCCAGAACACUGUUCCGGAAAAACAAAAAUCUCACGGACACAGACCUAAUUAAACAGUGUAUAGAUGAAUGCACAGCCAGGAUUGAAAUUGGACUGCAUUACAAGAUUCCUUAUCCAAGGCCAAUUCAUCUGCCUCCAAUGGGCCUCACCCCACUCCGAGGCCGGGGACUUCGAAGCCAGGAGAAACUGAGGAAACUCUCCAAACCAGUAUAUCUCAGAUCUCAUGAUGAAGUUUCCUAAUCUAGAAGAAAGUUUAUUUCUGCGAAUGAUGAGCCAACUAGUUCUUGAAUGUAAACCAGAUGGCAAAAUACUUUUUUUUUUUUAAAUAAAAAGAUGGGGUUUCACCAUGUUGGUCAGGCUGGUCUUGAACUCCCGACCUCAGGUGAUCCACCCGCCUUGGCCUCCAAAGUGUUUGGAUUACAGGCGUGAGCCACCGCACCCGGCCCAAAAUACUUCUUGAUUAGGGGCAAAAAUUCAGAUGUCUUCUUAAAACUUCUACAAUUGAUUCUCACCUCAUCAUGUGCACUUAGGAUAUCCCUAGAAUUUCUCAGCGUCUUUCUUCCUGAGUGGAUGGCAUUAUCCCUAGAGGUUAUGGACUUUUCAUCCUCACUACAAUCACCUUUGGAAACAAGACAAGGCCUGUGGGAAGAAGGCAGAAGGGUGCAAGAGCUUUUCAUGGGAGUGCCGUUCACCACACAUGUGAGCUAAUGCAAAGAAAUUUUUCAGUCACUGGAAGUUACUGUGGGCUACUAUAAAACUAGGUACUACUCUCAGAAAAUUCUUAGGCUUUUUUUUCAAGUUGCAGAUUUACUUAAAAGUGAGGUUUUUCGUGUGUGUCUUUUGUUGUCUUUUAACCCUUCCAAUUUCUAGAUAAACUCGUCAUAAAAAGUGCAUCAUUGGACUGACCAUGGUUUUUCAAGGAAAUUUUGUGAGAUUUCUGCCUUAACUAAAUGCAUAUAUUCCUUAUCUUAAAGCCUGUCAUCACUUAGGAUGCACUUAUAGGAUCUGAAAAUCUCACUUUAAACUCAUAUUGCAUUCAUUACGAGUCUUUUACAUUAACAUAAUUGAAAAGUACAACAUCCAAGCCAGCUUUCAAACUGUCUAAACAGAAAUGGGACAUAUAGACUGGAAAAUAUAAGGGAUUUAUUACAGCCCUUCGAGGGUAGAGUCAGGUGAGGGUCACAUAGUGAGUCAUUUGUACAUCAGUGUCAUUUCUUAAUCUUCAAAGAAGACGGGCAUCACCAAUAAACACAAAGCAUUAUCAA